AUGGCUAUCAACCUAUCCCUGCCAUCAACGAUUGAAUUAUGGAAGAAGCGUGUCGAGGAGCUCGGCAUACAGAAUCUAUCCCUUCAUACCUCGAAGCACACCUCUGCUUCGGGAAUCCAAGAGCGACAAUACUUGCUUAUGCGAGUCCUUUGGAUAGAGGUCAAGGGUAAAGCCUUCGACUGGGAUCUUUCUGGGCUGAAGGAGUGGCAGGAGGAAGCGGACGACCGACUCUCCAAAUACAACUCCUGGCGAACAUACCGCGAAUCCCUGCGAUCCCCCCAGAUCCCAGAAUCCAGCUUUGCCGUUGCCCAGCUAUGCCAGCGGCAAGCGGAGGGCAUCCGAUCCGAAGACAUGAGGCCCAGCGUGGCCGUGACCCCAGUGAAGCAUCGUUAUAACACCCGGCUCAACCCCACGGACCCGGAGUUCGCCAAGGGCCAGCCACCGCUGAAGGGCUUCCGCGAGAGACUGCAAGAUAUGAAGAUCAGUGCGACCACGCCCCAAACGCCCACUGGAAAGCUUCUCGAGGAUGAGUAUGAUGACGGUCCUCCAGAUACAGAACCAAGUCCCUACACUGUGGUCAGCCCCGGCGAGCCCGAACUCCAGUCCCUGAUGUGGCCGCCGACAAAGGACGAGCAGAUUGUCAACGCGGCCUUGGUCAAUUAUCUGAUUGCGCUGACCGUGCAUACGGGUCUACCUCUUGAAUGGAGCUUUCACCGCAUCGCGCUAAAGGCCGACUUUGAGCAUACCUCGUAUGAAGCCCGAACAGAUGGGUACCUCGAAGUCGUGUCCGGGUCCAUGUCCUCCAACAAUGAAGAGAAGAGGGUGCGUGCCUUGAUCGAAGUCAAGGCAGCGCGGCGAUACAAGAAGCCCAACCCUAUCUGCAUGCAGGAAGCUGCACAGGCAGUUGCCUGGCUAAAGAGCUACCCCGACCACGGUGGGCUUCUGAAUACUCGUGGUCGACGCAUCCAUGUUUCCCAGGAUAGACAUGAAAUCUUUAUCAUCGUCGCGGAGUAUGACGAGGCCUACCUAGCGUUCUUGAGAGACGAAAAAGAGAGUCCAGACGCCUUCAUGAGAAUGCGCCAGUAUGGCCCGUGGAACACCUUGGACCGAACCGAUAUGGAACGCGUUACCCCCAUCCUGCUUGCAAUCGCACUGCGCGCCAACGCAGACUGCCAAGCAGAGUUCUUUAGCACCGAUUCAACACUUGAAUAA
Messenger RNA from Aspergillus mulundensis, 1212 nucleotides. RefSeq lists its product as uncharacterized. Lineage: Eukaryota; Fungi; Ascomycota; Eurotiomycetes; Eurotiales; Aspergillaceae. The transcript has a single exon. The coding region runs from base 1 to 1212 and encodes 403 amino acids. The record is from RefSeq and is a predicted model, not a curated record.